Alternaria postmessia is the source of this 2007-nucleotide messenger RNA. RefSeq lists its product as uncharacterized. The coding region runs from base 1 to 2007 and encodes 668 amino acids. The transcript has a single exon. The record is from RefSeq and is a predicted model, not a curated record. NCBI's taxonomy places the organism in Eukaryota, Fungi, Ascomycota, Dothideomycetes, Pleosporales, Pleosporaceae.
AUGAUACAGUGCGAGCUUCUUACCGUUUCGUUGGAAGAGGUCUCAGGCGCUUUCGAUGCACUGUCCUAUGUGUGGGGCUAUGCGGACGUCAAAGAGCGGAUCAAGGUAGAUGGCAAGACAAUCGAGGUGACGAUGAAUCUGGAGGCAGCCUUGCGGAGAGUCAGGAAUACUGAAAAGGCAGAGCUGCUAUGGGUAGACGCUGUGUGUAUCAACCAGCAGGAUGUCGAAGAGAAGAAUAUACAGGUCAUGCGCAUGAAGGAUAUAUACACAAUGUGUGGAAGAGUGCUCGUCUGGCUGGGCGAUGCGAUAAUAGACGGAACCAGAAACGACAGGGAUGGAGUCGAGGUUGCGAUCAAGGCUAUGUCUUUUCUGAAAACAGCACACAGGAUCGUGCGUGGGAAAGACACGGUCGGCAAACUGGAUUAUCAAAAGCUAUUCAUGAGUAGCGCGGGGAGCAUGCAGCCUUUUGAAGAUCCGAGCACAGUCGGUCUCCCCAAGGUUGGUGCUCCGGAAUGGGAGAGCUUGAGCAAAUUUUCAAGCAGGCCAUGGUUUAGUCGCGUAUGGAUCAUCCAGGAAGCAUCAAGUGCGGACGACACGCUACUGAUGGUAGGAAAGAAUGCGAGACUCGGCUGGGGCCAACUGUCACAAGCGGUGAAUUGGUUUAUAGCUCGUGCUUACCCAGACAACAUAGACGGCCUCCGUAUAUUGAGCAAUAUCUCCAUGAUCGAAACAUGCCGUAGGUAUAAGACUCCGACCUUGAUGCGCAGACUGGAUCAGAUAUCUAGAUUCAACUCUACGGUCCCACAUGACAAGAUCUAUGCGGUACUGGGCCUAUCCAUCGAAUCUCUAACACCUGAGAAAUAUCCGCGCUUACGCAUCGACUACGCCCGAGACUGGGAGGCUGUGUUCCGAGAUGUUGCAAGACACUGCAUCGAGAUGCCUGGCUCCUACGGACCAAAGCCGACACUGCAUAUAUUGAGUUCAGUACGUCAGGAGCGUGACGACGAAGGAUAUUUUGCCUGGGACAAGGGACAAUCUUCCUGGGUGCCCAAAUGGGAUAAAAUACACAGCAACUGUGCUAUCGUGCAGCGCAUGUCCCACUUUACUUUCCAAACAACAUACGAUACCGAGCCGUGUAUUGUCGAAUCGCAAGAUGACCGCAUACUCUCCCUGAAAGGCAUCGUUGUCGACAGAAUCGCGAAGGUAUACACCCAUUUGGAUGAUAUUCAUAACGAUCACGAUCCGAUGUUCUCCUUGAACCAGUUCCGCGCUGUCAUAGAGAUAUGGAAGGCCAUCCUUUGGGGAUGGGAGGUGAAUGGCCGCGGUCGGUACUCGCUUAACGGAGAAGCAUUUGCGAAGGUCAUUACGGGGGGUUCUGCUUGCGGACCGCCUGAAACAGGGUCGCCUGGGCAGUACUUUACUGCGUAUUACGAGUUUGGCCUUCAAUACGCGAAAGAAGAGGAACCAGGCACACUUCCCAGAUUCAGCGCUUUCUCUGCCCCAAAUAAACGAGACAUCGAGUCGCCUUGUAUGGAGGACAUCUCAAGUGAAGAAGCCUUGGAAAGGCUGUCUUUGAUGGCGUUGAGAUUCAACAUCGCUGUGGAUAUUGAACGGGCCAUCUUCGUAACUGAGACGGGGUACAUUGGCAGUGGACCGCCGAUUACACGAGUUGGAGACGAGGUAUGCGUACUGUAUGGUGGGAAAACGCCCUUUGUUGUGCAGAAAGUAACGAAAGGACCCAACUGUCCUGAGUGGCUGGACCUUGAUAUGGAUCUUUCCACCAGCUCAGUCGAGAAAUUCAAAGGCUCAUUGAAGAGCUGGAAUCCGUUCCAAAAGAAGAAGAAGUUAAAAGAAUGUACACCAGCGCCUGCGAAAAGUCAUGCUCUUCUCCGCACCGACUGCUAUCGUCUCGUUGGUGAGUGCUAUGUUGAGGGACUCCAGAAGGGAGAAGCACUAGACCUACGAGACAAGGGCGAUCUCCACGAGAAAGUACUGCAUCUCGUCUGA